Armigeres subalbatus is the source of this 752-nucleotide messenger RNA. RefSeq names its product DNA-directed RNA polymerases I, II, and III subunit RPABC3 (gene Rpb8). The record is from RefSeq and is a predicted model, not a curated record. The transcript is spliced from 3 exons. Gene Ontology annotation, cellular component: RNA polymerase II, core complex; RNA polymerase I complex; RNA polymerase III complex. NCBI's taxonomy places the organism in Eukaryota, Metazoa, Arthropoda, Insecta, Diptera, Culicidae. Bases 231 to 683 code for a protein of 150 amino acids. Gene Ontology annotation, biological process: DNA-templated transcription.
UGACAGUCGAUCAACAAAUCGCGUUUCUUUUGCAAAAACACAAACAAAAAAGAAAAUGUCAAAAACUCAUGCAUCCGCAGUCCACAUCGUAAAUGCCGCGAAUACGUGUGUAAACAACGAGAUAUUCGUGCGUAAAUUCUGCUAUCGGAAAAAACAUUAGCAUAGGAAGUAACCUCAAUCACUUGUAUGCUCGAUCUGCGCCCCAUAGCCAAAGUUAAUCAAACAAGACAAUGUCCGGCAUUCUAUUUGAGGAUAUUUUCAACGUCAAGGACAUGGACCCGGAGGGCAAGAAAUUCGAUCGUGCCAGCCGAUUGCACUGCGAGUCCGAAUCCUUCAAAAUGGAUUUGAUUCUGGACAUCAACUCCUGGCUGUACCCGAUGGAGUUGGGAGACAAAUUUCGGCUUGUGUUGGCCACGACUCUACAUGAGGAUGGAACACCCGCCAGUAUGGAAUACAAUGCCGCGGAAAUCGAAGGAUCCCGAGCGGACAGUUUCGAGUACGUGAUGUUCGGGAAGGUCUACCGGAUCGAAGGUGACGACGCGCAGCUGGAAUCGGCGAACAGGCUGUCGGCAUACGUUUCGUUUGGCGGCUUGCUGAUGCGACUGCAAGGCGAUGCCAACAAUCUGCACGGGUUCGAGAUCGAUCAGCACAUGUACUUGCUGAUGAAGAAGUUGGCGUUCUAAAAUGGGUAGGUUCUCGGGGGAUUUGAGAUUGAAUGGACUUAAAUUUAAUAAUAUUUAACUAUUAACGAA